Messenger RNA from Rana temporaria (common frog), 878 nucleotides. It is a transcript of the gene SYF2, whose product is annotated as SYF2 pre-mRNA splicing factor. The transcript is spliced from 7 exons. Lineage: Eukaryota; Metazoa; Chordata; Amphibia; Anura; Ranidae. Bases 104 to 808 code for a protein of 234 amino acids. The record is from RefSeq and is a predicted model, not a curated record. Gene Ontology annotation, cellular component: catalytic step 2 spliceosome; post-mRNA release spliceosomal complex; Prp19 complex.
GGUGAGGGGCGGGGUCAGCCCGCCGGAAGCACGUCAUACGGAGCUGUGUGAGGGCGGAAGUGGCUCCGGGUAAUAUGAGACAGAGGAGGCCGAGACGUUCAAGAUGGAAUCCUCAGAGGAAGAAUCGUCCUCCACCUCGGCGGAACGUCUCGACACAUUUAAAAGAGAAGAACGACUGAGGAAGUUCAGAGAGCUCCACCUGAAAAGAAAUGAAGCUCGAAAGUUAAAUCAUCAGGAAGUGGUGGAAGAAGACAAACGGCACAAGUUACCAAGUAACUGGGAAGCCCGGAAAGUGCGUCUGGAGUGGGAGCUGAAGGAGGAGGAGAAGAAAAAGGAAUGUGCUGAGAAAGGAGUUGAUUAUCAUCGGGCGAAGUUACUGGAUAUUAGUGCAGAGGAGGCAGACAGAUGGGAGAGGAAGAAGAAGAGAAAGCAUCCAGAUAUGGGCUUUUCAGAUUUUGCAGCCGCCCAUCUCCGGCAAUACCAGAGGCUGACCAGACAGAUCAAACCGGACAUGGAGGAGUAUGAACAGGAACGGGAGAAACGAGGUGAAAACUUCUUCCCUACGUCGGACAGCCUGUACCAUGGAACGCACGUCCCAUCCAAGGACGGAGUAGACAGAAUGGUGACGGACCUGGAGAAACAGAUUGCGAAGCGAGAGAAAUACAGUCGGAGACGCGCUUAUAACGACGACGCCGACAUCGACUACAUCAACGAAAGGAACGCCAAAUUCAACAAGAAAGCGGAGAGGUUUUAUGGGAAAUACACGGCCGAGAUCAAACAGAACUUGGAGAGAGGGACGGCGGUCUAACCUGCUGUCGGGAUUUCUACAUCACCUCCGCUUUGUAAAUAAAGCCACCUGCUUCACCUUUAUCCUGUCA